Messenger RNA from Solanum dulcamara, 1160 nucleotides. Its product is annotated as B3 domain-containing protein REM16-like. The record is from RefSeq and is a predicted model, not a curated record. NCBI's taxonomy places the organism in Eukaryota, Viridiplantae, Streptophyta, Magnoliopsida, Solanales, Solanaceae. The coding region runs from base 4 to 1113 and encodes 369 amino acids. Gene Ontology annotation, molecular function: DNA binding. The transcript has 4 exons.
AGAAUGAGGAGUGACUGUAAAAGCUGUGAAAAAUGGAAAGAGCAAAUGUACUGGUCACAAGUCCAAGUGAUUCAGUUUUUUCAGAUUCUUUCUAGAAUUUUUGAUCAACGGUUGGUCAUACCCCAGAGAAUUGCCAAGCAUUUGAAGGAAAAGCUAGAAUCUUAUGUAAGGCUUACAGGUCCAAGUGGUUCAACUUGGAAGGUAGGAUUGACUGCAAUUGGAGAAACAUUAAUCCUCAAACAUGGGUGGAAGGAAUUUGUGGAUGCCCAUUCCCUUAAGGUCAGUGACUUACUAAUAUUUAAGUACACUGGAGACUCACACUUUGAUGUUUCAGUGUUCGAUAGUCAAAGCUCGUGUGAGAAAGAAGCUUCAUUUUUCAUAAAAAAAUGUGAGCACGCUGAUGUUGCAAGUGGAAGCAGGGCAAAGAGGCCCAUAGCAGUAACCAAUGAUACAACUAAUGAUGUGUCUGAGGCCACAGGUAAAUCUUUUCCUCAUGAGGAGUGUGACGCCCCUGCAACAAAGAAAUUUAAGGCAUCGGCUCCAACAUCUCAUGUGCACACUAGCAAAUCUUCUUCACAUUAUGAGUCUGAGGCCUUGCAAACUAGCGAAUCUUCUUCAGAUGAGGAUUAUGAGUCUGACUCCUCGCAAACUACUGAAAGAAGGACACGUAGCAAAUCUAGUGCACAGGUUCCUCGUCGAGCUAAUGCCAAUCUGCGGUCUAGGAAAAUCAAAAGUACAAGUACUAGAGUUGGUGGGGAUACAUAUACCAAACAUAAGGCAUUAGAAUCGGCAAAGGCUGCUACAACAGCAAACAGUUGUGUAGUGGUUAUGCACCGCUCGCAUGUUAAGGGAACGUAUUACAUGACAGUUCCUAUAGAUUGGGCAAGGCUCCAUCUCCCGCACAAGGACAUAGAUGUAGUUCUUCGGUAUGAUGAGCGCACGUCGAAGGCAAAACUCACUGUCACAGAUCGUGGUUUUGCACUAACUGGUGAUUGGAAAAAAUUUGCCAUCAAAAAUCACCUUAACAUAUCUGAUGUGUGCGUGUUCAACCUUGCCAGCGGAGAAAAUGAAGACACAAUAAUCUUGGAUGUUAGCAUAUUUCGUGAAGAAUGAUGUACCUUAUUAUUUCACCUGCUAUGAGCGCAUAUAUUGAGUAGAAU